Molecule: messenger RNA, 153 nt
Organism: Wallemia mellicola CBS 633.66
Lineage: Eukaryota; Fungi; Basidiomycota; Wallemiomycetes; Wallemiales; Wallemiaceae
Product: global nitrogen regulator protein
Exons: 1
Biological process (GO): negative regulation of transcription by RNA polymerase II; positive regulation of transcription by RNA polymerase II
Molecular function (GO): zinc ion binding; DNA-binding transcription factor activity, RNA polymerase II-specific; RNA polymerase II cis-regulatory region sequence-specific DNA binding
Source: RefSeq, a predicted model, not a curated record
ACUUGCAAUAAUUGCAAAACUAACAAAACACCAUUAUGGAGGAGAGAUCCAGAAGGAAAUCCAUUAUGUAAUGCGUGUGGAUUAUUCUUGAAAUUACAUGGUGUUGUUCGACCACUUAGUUUGAAAUCUGACGUUAUCAAGAAAAGGAAUAGA